UGAGGAGCCGCCAAAGCGGUCCGGAAUGCGAAGCUGCUCGGGGUCGGGGGAUCCAAGCAAGGAUCGAGAAAUUUGCAGCAUUGCGGCGCGGGACGGAGACGUCGGAAAGGUGUCGCCUGAGCGGGAGCGAUGGCCGCAAGGAUUGCAGCGGGAGGCUGCAAGUGGAGGGUCCGGUGACACGGAGACCACGAAGUCCGCCGAGAUCCGAACUUCUUCGGGCGGGGUUUGUCGGCCAGGGAUUGUCGUGCCGUUGAGAGGGGCAGCGUGCACGGGGACGGAAGGGCGGUCCUCGAGAUUCGGCACGGGUACCGCAGAAGGGGACGAGUUUCGUGGGAGGGAAGUAGGGGAGAAAAUGGAGGAACAGAAGGGAGCGCAAGAAGGGGAGGAAGAAGGGGAAGAAAAGGUGGAAGGGGAGGAAGAGGGAGAAACGGAGCUAAUUGAUUUGUUUGAAGGAAGGGAGGGUGCUAGGUCUGGAGAAGGCGAAGUGGAAUACAGUGAGGACAAUGCCGGAUCUGGAGAGUCGUUUGACGAGUUCGGACAACUGUACGGAGAGCAUCACGAGGAUGAUGUCGACGACGAUGCCACGGCAAUAGAGAUGGAGACACAAGUGGUCAGCAGCCUUUCCGCAGAGCCUGAAGAUUAUGCGGUCCGGCCACUGAUGUCUGCUGUCGACUUGCAAUACCGGUUCGACGAGGCUUCCGUCGCUAUCAACCCGUUUGAAAAAAGUCGACGUAUAAGCAUCGACGAAGUUAUCGACGGUAUUCUCGGCGACCACAAUGUGUCUGGUCGUCCGUCCGCAACUGCCAACGUCGCAUCUUCCGUGGCAGCUGCCCUCGCUUUGUCGCCGCCGAAGUCUCUGGUGCUGCCGGCCACCCUUGCCGCCGAAGGGGAAGGCGAGUUCAGUGGAGGACAACAUGUGACGUCCCCAAAAAAAUCGAGGUUUGGAGGUCAAGCUCUCGACGUGCUCGCUUUGCCUGCGCCAAAUUCACCAUCAAAGGAGUGGAGAGAGAAACAGACUGGUAAGCUGUGAAGAACGCCUGCGCAUCCGGAUGUCACCGGAUUACAGGCCGCGCUA
Messenger RNA from Chara braunii, 1075 nucleotides. The record is from the annotation of a GenBank genome assembly. Lineage: Eukaryota; Viridiplantae; Streptophyta; Charophyceae; Charales; Characeae.